AGGAGCCACAGUCUGAGUACUGAAGUCAUUAUUGCUUGGAGUCUAUAAAAAGGCACUUGCACAGUAAGUAAUUUAUACGUGGUCAGCCUUGACUCUAUGGAUUUACUCGUUUCUUUUCUUCUAUUUCUGUCAUCUAUUCCAACCAAGGAGUCCCCAGUCUCAGAUGUUGGGUGAGAAGGGGGGCUGAAACUUCUGCUCUCUGGAGGAAAGGUUGCAGGCGAUGAAGAAGAAGAGCAGCUAAAGCAGCAGCUCUGGUAAAUAGGGUCUUUUGCCUUUUGGAAAAUGCAUUUACCACACUCCUUGGCAAGUCCCUCAGAAAGAACAGAACACGUUUACUUCCAGAGAUGAACACAUCCUCUGAACUAUAUGUUUCUGAACUAAACCUGAGUGCCUUUGAUAGCAACUUUACUGUGCCUACUGUGAAGAGCAAGUCAUCACCAUGUGAACAAGUGGUUAUUGCUGCUGAGGUGUUCCUAACUCUGGGCAUUGUAAGCCUCCUUGAAAAUAUCUUAGUUAUAUGUGCAAUAAUUAAGAACAAGAACUUACAUUCACCCAUGUAUUUUUUUGUUUGCAGUUUAGCAGUGGCUGACAUGCUGGUUAGUGUGUCUAAUGCCUGGGAGACCAUAACAAUAUACUUAAUAAACAACAGACACAUUAUUAUAGAAGAUGCCUUUGUUCGUCAUAUAGACAAUGUCUUCGAUUCAAUGAUCUGCAUAUCUGUGGUGGCUUCCAUGUGCAGUUUGCUGGCUAUAGCAGUAGACAGAUAUAUCACUAUCUUCUAUGCCCUGCGUUAUCACAACAUCAUGACAGUGAAAAGAUCAGGGCUUAUUAUUGCAUGCAUCUGGACCUUUUGCACAGGCUGUGGCAUUAUCUUCAUUCUUUAUUAUGAAUCAACUUAUGUGAUCAUUUGUCUCAUCACUAUGUUUUUUACCAUGUUGUUCCUCAUGGUCUCAUUGUACAUCCAUAUGUUCCUCCUGGCUCGUACUCAUGUGAAGAAAAUAGCUGCUUUGCCUGGGUACAACUCUGUGCGUCAAAGAACCAGCAUGAAAGGAGCCAUCACUCUGACUAUGCUUCUUGGCAUCUUCAUUGUUUGUUGGGCUCCAUUCUUCCUUCAUCUCAUCCUGAUGAUCUCCUGCCCUCAAAACCUCUACUGUGUUUGCUUCAUGUCUCACUUCAACAUGUACCUCAUUCUCAUUAUGUGCAACUCAGUGAUUGAUCCUUUGAUCUAUGCCUUUCGUAGCCAUGAAAUGAGGAAGACCUUCAAAGAGAUAAUUUGUUGUUAUAGCCUGAGGAUAGUCUGUGGGUUAUCAAACAAAUAUUAAGAAAACAAAACCAAACCAGGGGAGAGAAUGAAAAUUCAACAUCUUGCCACACCUUGUAAUUCUGCUGAAAUGCCUAUGGAAUAUCUUUCUCCAUUCAGCUGUCAUGAUUCUGUAGCAAUCAGAAACCAUUUUUUAAUGUGUUUUUGCCUUUCUUUCCCUCCACACGCCUCUUUCAUACUGGCGGCAGGAGCUACUCAGUGCUCCUGUAAUAUGGGGAGAAAGAAUAUUUUGAAUCUCAUUUACCCUACUGAAGACUGGAUCUUUUAAGAGGAUUGUACAGGGAAAGCCUUGUUUUAUUUUCUGCUAAAUGCAAGGAGUGUGACCUGCUAUGCAAAUGACCCCAUUAACUUCUCAGUGUGUUUCUCUGAUACUGUCUUUCUAGAUACAACAUGGUUUAUUUUGAUGCCCAGAAUUAACAGGUUUUUGUGCUAGUUCCUUCUGAAGACUGAAAAUCUGA
Pezoporus occidentalis (night parrot) is the source of this 1779-nucleotide messenger RNA. RefSeq names its product melanocortin 5 receptor (gene MC5R). Bases 345 to 1322 code for a protein of 325 amino acids. Lineage: Eukaryota; Metazoa; Chordata; Aves; Psittaciformes; Psittacidae. Gene Ontology annotation, cellular component: cytoplasm; plasma membrane. The record is from RefSeq and is a predicted model, not a curated record. The transcript has 2 exons. Gene Ontology annotation, biological process: regulation of metabolic process; adenylate cyclase-activating G protein-coupled receptor signaling pathway. Gene Ontology annotation, molecular function: melanocortin receptor activity.